AUGUCAUCCAACAACUCUUCGGAUAUACCACGGAUAAUGGUCUUUAGACCGACAUGGGAAGAAUUUAAAGAUUUUCCCAAAUAUGUCGCCUACAUGGAAUCUCAAGGUGCACACAAAGCCGGUUUGGCCAAAGUAGUACCACCACCUGAAUGGGUACCACGAAAACAGGGUUACGACGAUUUAGAUGCAUUAAAAAUUACAAUACCGGCACCCAUUUGCCAGGUGGUAACCGGUAAACAGGGUCUAUAUCAACAGAUAAAUAUACAAAAGAAACCACUGACGGUGAAACAAUUUCGCGAUUUGGCCAAUACAGAACGCUAUUGUCCGCCCAAACAUUUCGAUUAUGAAGAUUUGGAAAGAAAGUACUGGAAAAAUAUAACAUAUGUGGCACCGAUAUAUGGGGCAGAUGUUAGUGGGAGUAUAACAGAUCCAGAUCAAGAUAGUUGGAACAUAAAUCGCUUGGGCACCAUACUCGACUAUGUCAACGAAGAUUAUGGCAUACAAAUCGAUGGUGUUAACACGGCCUAUUUAUAUUUUGGCAUGUGGAAGACCACAUUUGCCUGGCACACUGAAGAUAUGGAUUUAUAUUCCAUUAAUUAUUUGCACUUUGGUGCCCCAAAAACCUGGUAUGCCGUACCACCCGAAUACGGAAGGAAAUUGGAAAAGGUCGCCAAUCAAUAUUUCCCAGCCAGUUAUAAAAAUUGUAAUGCCUAUUUGAGGCAUAAAAUGACACUGAUAAGUCCACAGAUUUUAAAACAGCAUGAUGUACCGGUUAAUAAGAUAACCCAAGAGAAGGGUGAAAUAAUGAUAACAUUUCCAUUUGGCUAUCAUGCUGGGUUUAAUCAUGGCUUCAAUUGUGCCGAAUCAACAAAUUUUGCCAUGGAACGAUGGAUUGAAUAUGGCAAAAGGGCCGUACAGUGUACCUGCAGCAAUGAUAUGGUGAAAAUAUCCAUGGACACCUUUGUCAAACGUUUCCAGCCGGAACGUUAUCAGGCCUGGCUGGAGGGCACCGAUUAUGGUCUACAUCCCGAGGAUCCACCCAAUGCCAUUGUGCCGGCACCUCCGCCCAGCCAAUUGGAUGUAAUGUGCAAUAAAAAAAUGAAAAAACAAUGCAACCCCACAAAACAGAAAUCGUUUAAGGAACGCAAUCCCGAUUUGGACUUGGAUGAGAUACAACAGAAUCCAAAUAUCCCCGAUGAUAUCAAAGCAGUGCUGAAGGAAAGUGUUUUGACCCUGGACGAUGAGGAAGAAGAACCGGCCAUUGUGGGUGAUGAAACGGCUGCAGCUGAGCCUGAACCGGUCGAUAUUAGUUUACAAAGUCCAGCCCAGUUUAAAACAAAAAAGGAAUUAUUAGCUUAUAUAGAUGAUGACGAAGACAACGACGAAGAGGAACGUAAUUUUCAAAAACGUAAAAAUAAACGUAAAACUGAUGCUGAAUAUGAUGAUGAUUGGCUGGCCUCGAAGCGGCGUUCGGCAACAUCACGUAACAGCAAUAAGGGACGCAGUCCCCGUGGCAAAGAUAAAGCGAAAGAGGAUCGUUCCAUAUCACCAGCCUCCUCAACAUCAUCCUCAAAUACCGGCGGCACGAGUGUAAAAGCUGGCGGCGGCGGUGGGGGUGGUCGCUGUCGAACAAAUUCCAAAAAUGAAAAGACCCCUAGCAAAUCGCCACGUAAAACUCCGGUCAAACGUAAACGUAAUGAGGAUAAAUCUGGAGCAGCAGCAUCCUCCUCAACAUCGACAAGUCCAAUUAAUUUCAAUGCCAGCUUUAAUGGGGGAUGUUUGAAAAACGAAGCAACAUCAUGUGGUAAUGGUAUUGCCGGCAGCGGCAGCGGAGGAGGAGUAGAACUCUUUCGAAACGUUAUUACAGAAAAAUCACAAACGACAAUAACAUCUAACGACCAUCCUUCAUUACAAUUUAUGCAACAGCAACGUAAAUUCGAAGGGAAAAUACCAAAACUCAGUCAGCAGCAGCAGGCGCCAAAAUUAGCAGCAACACCAAUGACCGCAAUCGAGACACCUGUAACAUCUUCUAUAUCCAAUAACAACGCCAACAACAUCAUUUAUAGCAGCAGUACAAACACUGCUCCUCCUCCUCCCACUACAGCGGAAUCAACAACAACAAUAAAUUCUAGUCAAAAAGAAGUUGUUGACAACAACAACACACCAUCAUCAACUUCUCCUCCAAUCACAGCAACAACAAUUGUUUACAGCACCAACAUGUUACCCGCUGUUACCACACUCAAUGGCAUUCCAUCCCAUCAUCAGCCACAAUAUAUCACCAUGCAAGCACCCACAACAGUGACUCUAAGUCCAACAACCACACAUACCACAACUAGUCCUAUGGCGGUGACGACCACCAGUACAGAUGGUGCUGUCUAUCAAUAUAAAUCGGAAAUUAUAUGUGAUAGUCAAACGUAUCAACAGCAGCAACAGCAUCAGCAACAUCACACUACUACCUCGCAUGAGGUAAAUCAACAAGACAAUGUGGUCACCACUAUUAGUUCAUCUCCCCUGCUGCUUACAACGGCCGCCCCAACAACCACCACAACAGCAACGUGCAUUUCAUCAUCAUCUGCGUCCACGGCCACGUCCACACCACCACCGCAACAAACUGCUGCAACCAUAACCAGUAACAUCAAUGAAUUGCCAGGGUCGGAGGCACAUGCACCACAAUAUCAUUACAUUACCACCACUGCCCCAGGACCGGGUUCCAACGGCUCGGCCACACCCACCACCACCAUUGUCUAUGAACCCUAUGAGGCGGAGGCGGCCAGCUCGGAGCAUCAACAACAACACCAACAGCACCAGGAAGUUAUUGUUAAAUAUGAAGAUCAAAGUUUAGAUGAUGAUAGCUUUGAGGAAUUCCAAAGUAUUUCCUCACCACAAAAGGAUCAACAAAAUGGUGGUGGUGUUACCUAUCAAACCAUCACCCACCAUGACAAGGAAAACAAUCAAAUUAUUACCGAGACCAUUGUUAUACCAGCCUCCGGAAAUAAUAACAACAACAAUAAUAAUAACAAUAACAACAACAAUAAUACCAACAAUCCUGUGGUCCUAUCCACCAGUAAACAAAAACGUAAACGUAAAACCCGUUCCGUUUGUGCCGAUGAACAGGGUGAAUACUUGGAGAAAAUGUCCGUACGCGGCCUGGACAUACAGCGGUAUGAGCAUAUCAUCGAUGGCGUCUCCUAUUGUUUGGUCUGUGCCAAAAAUGAUGUCUAUAAAACCUUCAAAAAUAAAUACAGUUUUCAACGGCAUGCCUAUCUAUUCCACGAAGGUGAUAAUCGUAAGAUUUUCGCCUGUCCCAUAUGCAAUAAGGAAUUUUCGCGACCCGAUAAAAUGAAAAUGCAUAAAAAAGAUAAACAUGGGGAUAUGGCGGUGCCGGAUACACCCAAUGGUACACCGAUUAAAAAUAAUUCCGCUGAUACACCACCACCGGCGAAAAGGGCCAGAAAUAGCACAGCCAAGACACCAAGGGCUCGCAAGCCACGCAAUAGUUUGGCCAAUACCAUUGAUAUGGCGGUGCCGAGCAAAGAUGAUGCUGUGAAAAAGCGGUUGGCUCAAAUCGACAGCGUCUUGGAUGAGGUACAAAAUGCCGAUUCGAAUCAUUCGAAUGGUGGCAGCGGUGGCGGCGGUAUACACAUACAAGAAAACACGAUUAUACAGCCGGCUCAACAACAGCAGAGUAGUAACAACAGCACCACUCAUCAGACGCAGCAGCAAUUACCUCCCUUGGAAUUUAGUGGCAUGAUUUUGCCGGGUGGAGCCCAAUUGGCCUUAGCCAAUCCUGGAGCCACCUCCAGCCUAAUGCAACCCCAGGCCCAGAGAGUGAUUAGUACACAACCUGCUGCUGUCGCUGCACCACAACAUCAUUCCCCCGGUACUGCCACCCUCAUCUAUUCCAAUCAAAUUGAUUUGCAACAGGCUCUACUGCAACAACAGCUGCAUGGCCAAAGUAUUAUGAUACAAGAUCAGGCAGGAAAUUUGGUGCCCUUGCAAUCGCUGCAAACCCUCGAUGGAGGACAGACAAUUUACACCACAGCAGCGCCAGCACCAGGUCAACCCCAAGCUAGACAACAGAUCAUACAGACCCAACCCAAUCAAACUCUUCACAGCAGCAAUAACUCGUCGAGUCAACAGCAAACAACCUCGUCGGCGGGUCAACAGCAACAACAAACACAUUAUGAAUUGGAAAAUGUUAGCUAUCUGUCGUCCACGCCUGCUGCCCACACACCCACAACGGCUACAACAUUACCUGAACAGCAUGUCAUUGGUACGGUACAAAGUUAUCAGAUCUUGACGCCCGAUGGUCUGCAAAGCUAUCAGGCGGCCACAAAAUUGGAACACAAUGAAUUGGAAUUGAGUCCCUAUACAAUGGCCACCACCACACCCCACUACACCUUCAGUAGCCACCUGACAUCCAGUGCUGAUCCAUCGUUACACCCGCAACAUCAAAACACACACCAUCAGACAAUACAUCAUCAACCGGCCACAACGCAACAACAUCAACAACAACAGCAGCAACAUCAUCACCAGCCACACCACCAGACACAAUUGCAGCAACAACAACAACAUCAUACGACAACACAUCACCACCACCAUCACACCACCACCCUACCCUCAUUGGCGGCGCCACAUCAUCAUCAAUUUAUGGAAUUGAAAAAUGAUUUGCUGAUAAAGAGUGCCGAUGCCUAUUCGCUGGAUGCGGCCACCUCAAUGUAUCAUCUACCCUUCUCACCCACGUCCAUGAUCAAUGCUGUGAGUGAUGUCAAUUCAUCCUCACUAUUGGAAACCAAAGAAAUUAGUUACGAUAUCAACGAAGCCGUGCUGUUAGCCCUCUAA
This is a messenger RNA of Musca vetustissima, 4842 nucleotides long. RefSeq lists its product as uncharacterized. Gene Ontology annotation, molecular function: histone H3K9 demethylase activity; histone H3K36 demethylase activity. The transcript is spliced from 11 exons. The record is from RefSeq and is a predicted model, not a curated record. Gene Ontology annotation, cellular component: nucleus. Lineage: Eukaryota; Metazoa; Arthropoda; Insecta; Diptera; Muscidae. The coding region runs from base 1 to 4842 and encodes 1613 amino acids. Gene Ontology annotation, biological process: chromatin remodeling.